UUGGGGAUGUAGGAACUAGUGGUGGAUCGUUACCGAACAGGUUCGUUAACAUGACCGUGGCCGGAGCUUGACUUGUUACAUGCAAACACUCAGCUUCUACAUUUCUGACGUCUGGCUCUCUUCUCUACAUCUGGGCUCAGGCUGAUGAGAGGCACAAACCAGUCGAGUGUCUCCGAGUUCUUCCUCCUGGGACUCUCCAGGCAGCCCCAGCAGCAGCAGCUCCUCUUCGUGCUCUUCCUGAGCAUGUACCUGGCCACAGUCCUGGGAAACCUGCUGCUCAUCCUGGCGGUCAGCACCGACUCCCGCCUGCACACCCCCAUGUACUUCUUCCUCGGCAACCUGUCCUUCGUGGACGUCUGCUUCUCCUCCACCACCACCCCCAAGAUGCUGGCCAAUCACGUGCUCGGGAUCCAGACCAUCUCCUUCUCUGGCUGCCUCACACAGUUAUAUUUUCUCAUUGUGUUUGCCAACAUGGACAAUUUCCUCCUGGUUGUGAUGGCCUAUGACCGCUUUGUGGCAGUGUGCUACCCCUUACAUUACAUGACAAAGAUGACCCAUCAGCUCUGUGCCCUACUGGUCACUGGGUCAUGGUUAGUGGCCAGCCUGAAUGCUCUGUUGCACACCCUGCUGAUGGCUCAACUCUCAUUCUGUGCAGACAACACCAUCCCCCACUUCUUCUGUGAGGUGUCUCGUCUCCUGAAACUCUCCUGCUCAGACACGCACCUCAAUGAGAUGAUGAUUCUUAUCGCAGCAGGGCCUAUAAUGAUCGCCCCAUUUAUUUGCAUCCUGGUGUCAUAUGUCCUUAUUGCUUGUGCUGUCCUGAGAGUCCCAUCUACAAAGGGAAGAUGGAAAGCCUUCUCCACCUGUGGCUCCCACCUGGCUGUCGUGUUCCUCUUCUAUGGCACCAUCAUAUCUCUCUAUUUCAACCCCUCAUCCUCUCACUCAGCUGAGAAAGAUAUAGCAGCCGCCGUGAUGUAUACAGUGGUGACCCCCAUGCUAAACCCUGUCAUCUAUAGCCUCAGGAACAAGGACAUAAAAGGGGCUCUUGGAAAAGUGAUUGCCAUGAAAUUUUUUUUCACUCAGUAAUGAUAUGGCCUAAGAACAUUAUAGAGGCAACUAAGUUUCCAAGAAAAACCUGUUUGUUUUUUCUACUGUGUGAAACUUACCAUUUGUCUUUUGUAAGAGAAACAUCUACUAUGUACCUUGGGAGAAUAAAACUCUUGAUAGAGACCCUUUAGGUUAAAGAUGGAAAGAGAGACCCUUUAAUGAAAAGACUUGACUAUCCCAAUUGUCAAUGCCCUCUGGCCAAACCCCACCAGGAACAUCCCUGUAGCGCCACAAAUUGGAUUUGUUACUCACUAUAACAGGGAACAGGGAAGGGUCUCCGCAGCAUGAUAAAAAGGAGCUGGGCUUGUGUUAUGGCUGUUGAGGAAUUAGGAACCGUCCCUCCUCUGUAUCAAAUGUUGUUGCAGAAUAGGGGUAUUCUGAUUGGACAUUGUAAUGUAUUUUAUUACUGGCAAAGAAGCAGCAAUCCUCAUAUCAGCCAGCGCUGGGGGAUGUUUGGUCAAUUUUGUUCCUAGGACAGUGUUCACGUUCCCUGUUGAGAUAUGACUACAGAGUCGUCUUGUUUGAUUUUGUUCCGUCACAGA
Molecule: messenger RNA, 1649 nt
Organism: Microcebus murinus (gray mouse lemur)
Lineage: Eukaryota; Metazoa; Chordata; Mammalia; Primates; Cheirogaleidae
Source: RefSeq, a predicted model, not a curated record